AGCACGUGGGAGAACGAGAGAUAAGUUGUGAAAUACAUAUGUAAAACUUAAACUGGUGUGAAACUAUUGGCAAAUAUUCGACUAUUUUUGUAUUUGAAUGAAAUUUGUGUGUGCGCAACUGUCAAAAGUGCAUCGAAAGUUUCGAACAACAUCAAGGACUUCUGAGGAAGAGGAGACAAGCAAACAAGCAGUGGUGGAGGAUGGAAACAUGGCUGAAUGAAGUCCAGAAGCAUCCAGCCAUCUACGUGCUGUGCUGCUCUGUGGUCUUCAGGAUACUUCACAAGUUACUACAGACUGUGCACCGUCCCAUCAUUGUGGACACAGAUCCCUGGAAGUCAUGGAAGUGGAAAAACCUUUCAGUAUCACUCGUCCACUCACUACUGACUGGCACUUGGGCUGUUACCUGUGUAAUACAGCAUCCGGUGAUGGUUCAUGAAAUCCGCUCUACCUAUACGCCUCAUUCCUACCUGCUUAUCGUCAUCUCAUCUGGGUACUUCAUUCAGGAUGCUGGCGACAUCAUCUUUAGUGGGUAUGCAAAAGCAUCUUGGGAAUUUCUGCUUCACCAUGUUUUGGUGAUCUGGUGUUUCCUGUACGCCGUGUUCACACAUCAAUAUGUGGCAGGUGCAGUUGUGGCCUUGUUUGUGGAGGUGAACAGUGUGUUCUUACACACACGUUUAUUGCUGAAACUGGCUAAAGUGUCUUAUGAUUCUUCUCUUUACCAUGUUAACAAACUGCUUAAUGUGGUGACCUAUGUAGUCUUCCGGCUUGGAGCGCAGUUUUACUUGACUUGGUACAUCAUACAUCACUACUCAACACUGGAUCAUGCUUCUUACUUCCUAGUAACUAUGGUCCUCAUGAACAUUAUGAUGCUCAUCUAUUUUUACCGCCUGCUGUGCACUGACUUUUUAUCAAAGCGCCGCCCCGACAGAAGCGCUCAGAAAUUUGCUGAUGACUAAAUCAACACGACCGGAGGGGAUGAUGUGCAUCAGUCCAUCUAUUAAAAAACACAUUAAAGUGACUGGUAACACAUUAUCUACAAGAGCUGUAUGGAACAAGCAAACUUCAGAAGAGAAUGUUUUGAAGCAAUUCAGAAACAAUUAUUUUAUUUUAUUUUUGAAAAUGUUAGAAUUAAAGAUAUUAAUCUUUUAAAAUUCUCUCCACAUCUAUUUCCCCCCAACAUAAUUAUGUUAUCAUAGCAGCACAACUUCAUCUCCACUUAGGAUGAUUUUUUGAUCAGCACUGGCAUUCAGUGUAACUUUGCAAAAACAUGUAAAUAUAGAUAUUUGUCUACAAAAUUUGUCUGUAUUAAUUUUAUAAGAACAAAUUUUCCCAAGAAAUUAUUUUAUUUUUUAAAAGCUACCUCAGCCAGGAAACCCUGUAAACACAUGCUUGUUGGAAAAUGAAAUGAUGCUCUUUUAAUGAUUUUUCCUCAUUAAGAAAUGUUUCUAAAAAUUAAAUACGAUAAUUUAAAAAAUUUGCUUCAAAAUAUUUACAUUUUCAAUAUUAAACCUU
This is a messenger RNA of Paramisgurnus dabryanus, 1512 nucleotides long. It is a transcript of the gene tlcd1, whose product is annotated as TLC domain containing 1. Gene Ontology annotation, biological process: membrane assembly; plasma membrane organization; regulation of membrane lipid distribution. The record is from RefSeq and is a predicted model, not a curated record. Gene Ontology annotation, cellular component: plasma membrane. NCBI's taxonomy places the organism in Eukaryota, Metazoa, Chordata, Actinopteri, Cypriniformes, Cobitidae.